CGCCGCCCCUCCCCCCCGCCCCCCGCCGCCUGCGCAGCUCCGCCGCCUGCUCCCAUACUACCGCCGAUAUUGGAGUUCUUACACAUGGCAACAUGACACAAGACAGUCUGAACCGAUCAAGAUGAUGUUGAAGAAGUAGAAGAAGAGGAAACUGGUGAAGAAACAAAAAUCAAAGCACGUCAGCUAACUGUUCAGAUGAUGCAAAAUCCUCAGAUUCUUGCAGCCCUUCAAGAAAGACUUGAUGGUCUGGUAGAAACACCAACAGGAUACAUUGAAAGCCUGCCUAGGGUAGUUAAAAGACGAGUGAAUGCUCUCAAAAACCUGCAAGUUAAAUGUGCACAGAUAGAAGCCAAAUUCUAUGAGGAAGUUCACGAUCUUGAAAGGAAGUAUGCUGUUCUCUAUCAGCCUCUGUUUGAUAAGCGAUUUGAGAUUAUUAAUGCAAUUUAUGAACCUACGGAAGAAGAAUGUGAAUGGAAACCAGAUGAAGAAGAUGAGAUUUCGGAGGAGUUGAAAGAAAAGGCCAAGAUCGAAGAUGAGAAAAAGGAUGAAGAAAAAGAAGACCCCAAAGGAAUUCCUGAAUUUUGGUUAACUGUUUUUAAGAAUGUUGACUUGCUCAGUGAUAUGGUUCAGGAACAUGAUGAACCUAUUCUGAAACACUUGAAAGAUAUUAAAGUGAAGUUCUCAGAUGCUGGCCAGCCUAUGAGUUUUGUCUUAGAAUUUCACUUUGAACCCAAUGAAUAUUUUACAAAUGAAGUGCUGACAAAGACAUAUAGGAUGAGGUCAGAACCAGAUGAUUCUGAUCCCUUUUCUUUUGAUGGACCAGAAAUUAUGGGUUGUACAGGGUGCCAGAUAGAUUGGAAAAAAGGAAAGAAUGUCACUUUGAAAACCAUUAAGAAGAAGCAGAAACACAAGGGACGUGGGACAGUUCGUACUGUGACUAAAACAGUUUCCAAUGACUCUUUCUUUAAUUUUUUUGCCCCUCCUGAAGUUCCUGAGAGUGGAGAUCUGGAUGAUGAUGCUGAAGCUAUCCUUGCUGCAGACUUCGAAAUUGGUCACUUUUUACGUGAGCGUAUAAUCCCGAGAUCAGUGUUAUAUUUUACUGGAGAAGCUAUUGAAGAUGAUGAUGAUGAUUAUGAUGAAGAAGGUGAAGAAGCGGAUGAGGAAGGGGAAGAAGAAGGAGAUGAGGAAAAUGAUCCAGACUAUGACCCAAAGAAGGAUCAAAACCCAGCAGAGUGCAAGCAGCAGUGAAGCAGGAUGUAUGUGGCCUUGAGGAUAACCUGCACUGGUCUACCUUCUGCUUCCCUGAAAAGGAUGAAUUUACAUCAUUUGACAAGCCUAUUUUCAAGUUAUUUGUUGUUUGUUUGCUUGUUUCUGUUUUUGCAGCCUAAAAUAAAAAUUUCAAAUACAAUUUUA
Messenger RNA from Macaca mulatta (Rhesus monkey), 1413 nucleotides. The record is from RefSeq and is a predicted model, not a curated record. Lineage: Eukaryota; Metazoa; Chordata; Mammalia; Primates; Cercopithecidae.